Messenger RNA from Spea bombifrons (plains spadefoot toad), 1370 nucleotides. Its product is annotated as zinc finger protein 664-like. Lineage: Eukaryota; Metazoa; Chordata; Amphibia; Anura; Pelobatidae. The coding region runs from base 58 to 1278 and encodes 406 amino acids. Gene Ontology annotation, biological process: regulation of immune system process; negative regulation of transcription by RNA polymerase II; regulation of cytokine production. The record is from RefSeq and is a predicted model, not a curated record. The transcript is spliced from 3 exons.
CGGCUCAGAAUUCUCAAACGCGCAUGCGCACGAAGAGGUGGAUCAGACUGUCACAGCAUGGAUCCAGAUAUAAUACCAAAGAGAGAAGAAGAAGAGAGACCAUGUGCAAGUAGUGUCCAGGACACUCAGCAGAAAAGCCCCCUAGAUGCCACCACAGAACCUGUAUCACCGGAUGAACAGAUGCCCAAAGAACUAGUGAUUUCUGUUGAGAAGGAUGCUGUUUACCAACCUUCUAAGAAAGAGAGAUCACGAAAACAAAGGAAAAAAAUAGCACAAUCAAAUAGUGAAUCCACCAGAGACACGCAACAGAAUCUUUUGACAGAUGACUUGGAUCACGCAGAGGAAACUCAAGAGGCCCAAAACGAAGAAAAUGACAAGAGGCGAGCGUUACGUUUGCGAAAGAACACAAUGGAGGGUAAAUACAAAUGUGAAAAAAGGAUCAAAAACUCAUUGGACAUAAACAAAGUUACCAUACAGUAUACACCUUAUAAGCCACAGAAAAAGUAUACGUGUUUGGAGUGUGGCAGAAGCUUCAUCUCAACGUCACAUCUGACUGUACACCAGAGGUCCCACACUGGGGAGAGGCCUUACAAAUGUUCCACAUGUGGCAAAAGCUUUAUGAGGAAGUCUUCUCUUGUAAUUCACGAGCGGAUCCACACAGGUGAGAGGCCUUAUUCGUGUCCGGAUUGCGGGAAGAGCUUCACCAGCAGCGCUACGCUUACCACCCACAAAAGGAUCCACACGGGAGAGCGGCCGUAUGUAUGCUCGGAAUGUGGCAAGAGCUUCACCAGUAACUCCUCUCUGUUUAUACACAACAGGACGCACACGGGGGAGAAACCUUAUAUCUGUGUGGAAUGCGGGAAAACGUUCUCUUGCACGUCGGCUCUUGUGAUCCACAAACGGUCCCACACGGGCGAGAAACCGUUUAUGUGUAACUUUUGCGGAAAGAGUUUUGCCGACAACUCAAGACUGGUCAAACACAAAGCUACUCACACCGGAGAUUGGCCGCAAAUUUGUACUAUUUGUGGGAAGGGCUUUACUUGUCUCUCAAAUCUUAUCGUUCACCAAAGGUCCCAUACGGGCGAGAGGCCCUUUGAAUGCGGGAAAUGUGAUAAGCGCUUUGCCAACAACAGAGAUCUUGUGAGACAUCAGACGACGCACACGGGAGAAAGGCCUUUCGUGUGUUCUGAAUGUGGCAAGAGAUUCAUACGCAAGUCCCAUCUUACUACCCACUUGAAAAUUCACUCGAGAGUAAAGAUGGUUGUGUCAACCGAAUAAAGACGAUCCAUCCAGGCCUUCACAAACUCCAUAAGCCAUGACAUUGUUGUAGUAUUCUGUAUAGAUCAUAAAUACAUAACUCUUUUCAGGUU